Molecule: messenger RNA, 1261 nt
Organism: Xiphias gladius (swordfish)
Lineage: Eukaryota; Metazoa; Chordata; Actinopteri; Istiophoriformes; Xiphiidae
Gene: tnnc1a
Product: troponin C type 1a (slow)
Exons: 6
Coding region: 88-573 (161 amino acids)
Cellular component (GO): myosin II complex
Molecular function (GO): calcium ion binding
Source: RefSeq, a predicted model, not a curated record
GAGGCCAGUGUCCUGCCUUGAUCUGGACAGUACCUCCUUCCUCUGUGCCAGGACGCCAUCAGGACAGGCAGCAGACGAGCCUCCAACAUGAACGACAUCUACAAGGCAGCGGUUGAGCAGCUGACAGAUGAACAGAAAAAUGAGUUCAAGGCCGCCUUUGACAUCUUCGUACAAGAUGCAGAGGAUGGCUGCAUCAGCACCAAGGAGCUAGGAAAGGUGAUGAGGAUGCUGGGCCAGAACCCCACACCAGAGGAGCUGCAGGAGAUGAUUGACGAGGUGGAUGAAGAUGGGAGUGGCACGGUGGACUUUGACGAGUUCCUGGUCAUGAUGGUGAGGUGCAUGAAGGACGACAGCAAAGGGAAAUCAGAGGAAGAACUGGCAGAGCUUUUCCGCAUGUUCGACAAGAACGCAGAUGGUUACAUUGACCUGGAGGAGCUGAAAAUGAUGCUGGAAUCUACAGGAGAGGCAAUUACUGAGGAUGACAUCGAGGAGCUGAUGAAAGACGGGGACAAGAAUAAUGAUGGCAAAAUUGACUAUGAUGAGUUCUUGGAGUUCAUGAAAGGAGUGGAGUAAUCCUGAACAAGAGAAGAUCCAGAGUGUUAUUUUUUGCAUUUCUCUGUGACUCUAUGGUCGUCUGUGGAAAACUGGAAGCUGCCUUUGGAUGCUAUUGAGAGCUCCUUAGAACGACUUUGCAAGAUUUAGUCAAAUACUGUAUCUGAGUUUCUGUAUUUUUCUACAGAUUUUUCUUGCAUUGUUGUAAAUACAGAUUUGAACCACUUUCGGUGCCCAUGUAAACUGAAUUUGUGUAAAUGUAUCUAAAUUACUUAUAUUUUCUAGGGAGGAAACACAGUAUACCAGUUUGGCCGCUUGAAAUAUCAACUUUGUGUUUGCUUCCGGCUAAAUCUUAUCUCUGAAGUGCCACAGCCAGUUUACGAAUCUUCUAACUGAUAGGGUUAUAUUGUUUAGCUGUGCAGAAAAUGUAUUUGUGCACAAAGCAGAACAUAUCCAUGAGUCAACAUUGUUUUACACCAGGCUCUGGUAGACUAAUCCUACUUUUUGAACAAUGUACUGGAUCCAGUUUGUAUACUGUACAUUUUAUGAUGUGCACAUUGUAUACAAUUCUGUAUGUUUAAGAUGCCCUCAGGACUUAUUAUUCCCCCCUCAUGUCCCUGAAAUGUCUACAGUGUCUGCAUAUUUCUACGUGAAAAGUCUGCUUGCAAUGUGCGCUCAUGUAAUAAACAAGAUGCAUUUGUCAAAGCAA